AUGGUAUCACGAUUCAGCCUUUCCGUCCGUACCGCUCUAGAUCCAUCUUCCUUGUACACUUCAACCUGCACAGUCAUCACAACCGCUUCUCACCGUACGCCUGCGGCAUUCACCGGGUCGCAACGGUCAAAUUCGGGUACCAGGCAAAAACAGAGCGCAAUGACAGGUUCCAGGCGCCGACCGGCCGCUCGAGCCGCUGCGAGUUGGUUGGGCCAUGAAGGCCAAAAUGACAAGGACGCUCAAUGCAAGGAACCCCAAGGCACACAAGCGGACGAGCCAGACGUUACCUUCUACACGCACAGCCUGUGUCCGUACGCGCAGCGAGUGGCGAUCACGCUGGAGGCCAAGGACGUGGACUACAAGAGCAUACACAUUGACCUCUCCAACAAGCCUUCAUGGUACUUUUCCGUGAAUCCGCGUGGUCUGGUGCCAGCUGUGGCUGUGAGCGGCCAAGUGGUCACAGAAAGCAUGGACAUUUGCAGGUUUCUGGACGAGCGUUUCCCCCAAGUGCCUCUGGUGCCUUCAGGGGCAGAGAGCAGCAGAGCCAUGGAGCGCCUUCUAGGGAAGGCCGACUCCAUCAUUCACGCUGGCCUAGCAAUGGUGGCAGGGUCUGAGCGCUUGUGGGCUAUCAACACCAAAAGGGGCAGCAGGGGAGGGGGGAAUGCGCGGGUGCAAGGCGAGUGGAGGAAAGCCCUCGACUCACUAGAAGAGGCUGUACGCCAAUCACAGGGACCAUUCUUGAUGGGUGCAGACCUUUCUCUGGCUGACGUGGUGCUCUUCCCCUUCCUCGCCCGCUUCCAGCUAGUCACAGAAGGAAUCCGAGGCGAACUCUUUGCUCCUGACCACCCACUCGUCACCCAAUGGAUGGCUGCCAUGUGGCAGCAGCCAUCUGCCAGGCGCACAUUCCCUGACAGGGACCGGUUCCUGCUGGCGCUGAAGCAGUAUGCCAGCCUUGACUACUUUGACUUUCACUCUGCUUCACUGGAAGACCCAGUUCCCAAGUACUGGGUGUAG
Closterium sp. Yama58-4 is the source of this 1014-nucleotide messenger RNA. The record is from the annotation of a GenBank genome assembly. Lineage: Eukaryota; Viridiplantae; Streptophyta; Zygnematophyceae; Desmidiales; Closteriaceae.